Molecule: messenger RNA, 852 nt
Organism: Penicillium manginii
Lineage: Eukaryota; Fungi; Ascomycota; Eurotiomycetes; Eurotiales; Aspergillaceae
Product: LYR motif-containing protein
Exons: 3
Coding region: 1-852 (283 amino acids)
Source: RefSeq, a predicted model, not a curated record
AUGCUAAUUCCUAAGUUCUCUGGGGUACAUCGCUUUGCUUGUUUAUCUCUUUAUCGAGCUCUCCUGCGACAAUGUUCUCCCUCGGCCGGUAGCCCGCCGUGGCGCGGCGAGACAAGAGCUCUCGUCAAGCAAAGAUUUCGGAAAUACAGAAGACUGGAUAGUCCUACUCAAAUAGCAAACUCUCUCAAAGCCGGCUAUCAGACACUCGACCUGCUAGGCUCCGCUUCCAAUGGCAACGACCAAGAUGCCAACAAACUCAGCACCAUCCUUGAACAGGCUAGACAAGCGAAAGCAAAAUUGGUGGCUCAACAAAAACGACUUAGGGAUGAGAAGGCACCGAAGCCCCCGUCUGCCAGAGCUUUACGGACACUGGAAACGAAGCGUUUCGAGGAAAAGACCCGAGUUCGCCAUCCAAAUACACCUUCGAUCUUGAACCGUCCACGCCUGGUUGUCAAAGGAAUACGCAAAGUACCAGUCUUGGUCAAUGCACGGGGACUGCCGUUCUUGCGCAUAAAAAAGCCGCAGCCGAAAAAUUUGAGUGGUGUCAUACGGCAUAAAUUGGAAAGACGGUGGAAGCGCAUCCUGCGCCGAGACAGAUUGACAGUCGAACUUCUUUUCGCAAAGGAUGAGGAUGCUUGGGACGUGUUGACGGGUGUUCAGGAGCCGUCUGCUUGGUCGCGGCAUUACCAACUAGCUCUCACUGAAGUGAAUGACCAGAUUCGGGAAUCGGAUGAAGCCGCUGCGGAACUGGCCCAAAAGAUGUGGAAUAUUGUGCUCAAGGAGCGAGUAUUGGCAGAGGAAGAAGAAAAGCAGAGACGUGCAGAGGCAGAUUCUCUUGCAGGUCAAGAUUGA